Molecule: messenger RNA, 1901 nt
Organism: Aethina tumida (small hive beetle)
Lineage: Eukaryota; Metazoa; Arthropoda; Insecta; Coleoptera; Nitidulidae
Gene: S
Product: protein Star
Exons: 3
Coding region: 429-1352 (307 amino acids)
Source: RefSeq, a predicted model, not a curated record
UUAACCAAACGUCAAAAAUCCGUGAAUUCCAACAAAAAUCACGUACAAACAGGCCCCGAACCAAACAAUGACCAUUUUCAGAACGUCUUAAAGAUUGUCAACGCAGCAAGAGCCGAGUACCAAGAAACAUAAAACCGACAACCGCGUAAAUCGCACUAACAACAUUAGAAUAAUGGCAGGGACGGCAUUAGAGGUGAUUUUGCCCCGUUUCCCCCUCAAAUAGUCAGCGGCCGUGUUCCCUAUUGGUCUUAUGCACCUGGUCAACCAGGAUAUGCCGUCGACUCGCACACAAAACUCUAUUUGUUUGUGAUUCUACCUGCGAACGAGCUAGUGAAUCAUGCUCUCGCAACACUGACUGUUCGGUGCGGUUUUUACUGUGUUUUCGCGUGGUAAAAUAGUGUUUUUUUGUGAGAUUCCUAACUGGAACAAUGAGUGCGAACAAUCAAAACAAUGCAGUGCAAAGCAACGUAUCGGAAAUACCGCCGAGCCCCACGAAAGUCGGGGCUUUCGAUCCCAACGUGAGCGUCACCAAUAAACUGUUGCCUUUGGCCGCUUUUUUUAUUGCCUUUGUCACCGUUAUGACCAUACUCAUUGUCUAUAUGGACCACACAGCGAUGAAGCACUAUCAGUUCCAAGUGAAUAUGAGUCAAGACAAUGAGUUCUACGGUGUCGCCCAGGAUAAUCCGCAGCUCAUAACCUACAUUAGGGAGGUGCACCUCACCCCUGCAAUUGAGCCUCAUCACAAGAUGCUCGAGUCAGAGGACACAAUCUCAAAUGACACCAUUUAUGUCUUGAAGCUUUUAAAUAACAAGAGAAAUGGUGUGUUCGUGGAGGCUGGAGCGUACGGAGACGGCAAGACAUCGAAAACCGAUUGGUUGGAACGCAAACUGAACUGGCGCGGCCUCCUCAUACAGUCGGAUCCGAGACAUUAUUUCAGCCUGAGACGUCACAAUCGUGUCAGGUCACAGGCCAUUCACGCUUGCCUCAGCCCAAUUCCUUAUCCAAAGGAAGUUACGCUUCAUCAGGAACAUGAUGGCGUUAAAAUUAACAGUAUCCACGCUAACAGUAUCGAAGAUACGGAUUCGUUCAACACUCGCGUUAAGUGUUUCCCGAUUUAUUCGUUGCUGUUGGCGAUGAACGUGAUGGACAUUGACUAUUUGAGUUUGGAGGCGGGCGGUACCGAGCUUCAGGUGCUGGAAACCAUACCCUUCGACAAGGUGAACAUUAAAAUCAUUUCUGUAACAUUGACAGCAAAUGAUUUAGAGAAAGAAACGAUCAAGAAGUUUUUGGCGAAAAUGAACUACACUUUCAUGCAAAGCUUCAAUACCACCUACAUUUUCAAAAUGAAUUAAUUAAACUGAUUACUAUUUUAAUUUGUUGAUCUCUCUGAUAUUUGAAAUUAGGUUUAGACACAUUCCCCACAGCUUCUCUUACAAGACUGAAACGCACAUCAAUCUGCCCGCCACAUUCCAAACCGUUCUGUUGUAAUCAGUGUAGUUUAGUUUUUGUUUUUCGUUACCAAACGAUAUCUAUGAAGUAGUAGUUAGUAGGUCCGUCCGUGUCCAGGAAAUUGAUAAAUUUUAUUUGGUUUUAUUGGGUGCAAAUCGCGUUUUAAAUACUUCAUAGAUAUUCAAACGUAUAUUAAUUGACUGAUAAUAUUUAUUAGUAAUGUAAAUAGGUUUAAAGAAUUUUAGUAUCACAAACAUAUCAAUAUUAUGAUGUGUAAUGGAUUUUUCUGUAGCCAGCAAAAUAAUCUGAACAUAGUGCCUUUUGUACAGAAUUCCAAUUGUUAGAAAUGCAUUCCUGUUGUUGCAGAGUAGUGUAGUAGGUUUUAAGGCAGGUUCCAUGACCCUUUUUUGUACUUAAAUAUAAAAAAUAAAUUUGUUUAAAAUAAUAUAAUA